UCAUUUACAUAAUUACAUUUUAAAAACAGUGGCGGCUGGUCAAUAGGGGGCGCUGGGGCGCCGCCCCCCCUUCAAGUUAGCCUACUUUAAUAUGUUAAUAUUUAUUAUCACAAAUAUUAACAAAAUACAUUGAUUUAAUGAUAACACUCUACAGUUAGUCAUACUAACAUUUAUUGAAAAUAAAAAAAAUGUAUGAACAAUAUUUUUUCAUAUGUGUGCGGGGCGCCGGACUAAUGAGUGUCUAUGUAGAUACACAAACUUUUGCAAUACAUGUGAUAUGACAAAAAGCUCUAAUUGGCCCGUUUUAAAUUGUCCUUGGGGCGCAGCACUCUGCGCCCCGAACCCGCCCAUUUAUGUUGUCAGAACGAAUCAUAUUUGUUUUUAUAUGGUUGACCUUAUGUGAUUGGACCAUUCCCACUUGGACCUUUCACUUAGCAAGCAGCUCCUCAGUUAACUGACGACUAUUAAUCAUAGUGGAAGCAAGUGCAAUUUCUCGAAAUGAAGGAAAAUUCCGCUGUAUCUUUGCAAAGAUAUCCAUUCACAAGGCGUUUGGAUGAAGAAAAAAAAAGAAUCAAGGAGCUUGGACCAGAUCGACCUUCCUUGCAAAUUCAACAGCAGUCAAGUGAUCGUGGGCGCGCAUACACUCGGGGCUUUUCCAGCACUUGUUAUGACAAACGGAGCUGGCUGGCAGGUUGUGAUGUAAGUCAUGCCUUUUACUGUUUCCCGUGUUUGCUGUUUCAAAGUCCUGGCACCGAAACGUUGUGGACAACAACAGGGGUUCGCGAUUUAAAACACCUUUCUGAAAAGUGCAAGCGUCAUGAAAGUAGCCGAAGCCAUCUUGACAAUGCUAUGAGGCUCCAGUUUUUUGGGAAGCUUAGCAUUUUCCAACAGCUAGAUGAGGGCUACAGGAUUGGCAUUAGAAGCCACAAUGAAGAGGUUAGGAAAAAUAGACACAUCCUGUCUAGAAUAAUAGACUGUGUCAAAUUUUGUGGUGCGUUUGAGCUGGCUUUGCGUGGCCAUGAUGAGAGCGAGAGCUCGGAUAACCCCGGUAUCUUCCAUGGCCUGGUCGAUUUUGUUGCUUCCCUUGACGGAGUUUUAAAAGAGCACCUCGACAAUGCCACUGUGUUUAAGGGAACUUCAAAAAACGUGCAGAACGAGCUGUUGGACUGUAUGUUGUCUGUUGUGAGGGAAAACAUAAUUGAAGAGGCACAGAGCAGCAAAUUUCUCUCAAUCCAGGCCGACGAGACCACCGAUAUUUCCACACAGUGUCAACUUGUGCUUGUGUUGCGGUACAUUGACUCAAAAAACAACGUACAGGAGAGAUUUUUUGAGUUUAUUCCUCUGCGUUCAAGUACAGCUGAUUCCAUCUCCACAGUACUUAAAGAACGUCUUUCUGUCAUCCUUCCUGGGGAUCAAAAGAAUAAACUCAUCUCGCAAGCGUAUGAUGGAGCCAGCGUGAUGAGGGGUGCCACGGCAGGUGUUCAAAAAAAAAUCCAAGAUGUGUACCCAAAUGCCCAUUACAUCCACUGCUAUGCACAUCAACUCAACCUAAUAAUGCAACAGGCCACUUCUAACAUUUCCAAAGUGAGAAUUUUUUUUUCUGACCUUGGAGGAUUUUCCAGCUUUUUUUUAAGAUCACCCAAACGCUCAGACGUCCUUGAUAAAGUAGUGGCCCCAUAGACUACCAACAUCAAGCAAUGUUAGGUGGAAUUUCCACAGCCGUGCCAUCAAUAGUGUUUGAGCACAGAGAGGACCUCAUGCGCUGUUUUCAAACUAUUCGAGACUCGGGGGACUUUGACCCUGUUGCUGUCAGAGAGGCAGGAGCCUUUGCCAUGCUGCUGGAGAAUCAGGAUUUUAAUUUUUUCUUGCGACUUUUCCACAACAUCAUGCCACAUGUGGACAUCCUCUAUGCCAAACUCCAGAAGAAGGACAUCGAUUCAGUCCACAUCAGGGGGAGCAUCCAGCAAUUCCAGCAGGACAUACAGAAGAUCAGGUGGUUGCUGUUUUUUUGUUUUGGAUUUAUUAUGAUUAUUACUAAUAUUACUAUUAUUAUUCAUACACUUUCUUAUUCCUUUACAGACAUUCUCUCCUUUCCCUGGUUGACCAAUGCAGUGAAGGUGGUUUUCAACAGAAGAGGCGGCGGUCCCUCAGUCCAGAGGUUCAUGAACAGAUAGCAGCAGAAGUCUGUGAUACCAUACUCACACACACACUGGAGCGGUUCUCCUUCACAGACCACCUCGUUAGUGCCACAUUUCUGCAGGCAGACAGGUUUGAGCAGUAUACAGUAGCUUUUCCAGAAGAUGCACUUAGCAGGACUCUGAAAGCCUAUCCUGUGCUCGAUGGAAGUAAGCUAAAGACAGAGCUCAGUCUCAUCUACUCCAAGGAUGAGUUCAGAGCCUGUUGUGGUGCUUUGGACCUACUCCAGCUGUUUAUGGAGAACAAUCUUGAGGAAGUCUUUUCAGAGACUGUAACUCUCCUAAAGAUUCUGGUAACUACGCCUAUGACCACAGCAGAAGCUGAGAGGUGCUUCUCAACUUUGAAAAGAAUAAAAACUUUUCUGAGAAAUAGCAUGACCCAAGAGAGGCUGAAUGCAUUGGCCAUGCUGUCAAUAGAGAAGAGACUAGUGACUGAGAUGACUGACUUCAACCAAAAGGUCAUUGAGAAAUUUGCAAGCCAGAAAGAAAGGAGAGCAAAAUUUAUUUUCAAGUAGUGCUACUGGCCAGUGAUUAGGCAACAUCUAUGUGUGUCUGUGCGUGUGUUUAUUGAUUACUUCAUUACUGAUAAUAAACCUAAAUUGAA
This is a messenger RNA of Danio rerio (zebrafish), 2799 nucleotides long. Lineage: Eukaryota; Metazoa; Chordata; Actinopteri; Cypriniformes; Danionidae. The record is from RefSeq and is a predicted model, not a curated record.